CAAACAUGGGAUUGUUGUCUUUUCAGAGUCUCCAGAGGCAAUGGUGGCCUUCAUCCAUGCUGUUGUCCUCUCUUUCCUGCUGGCUACCGGCGGACGGAGCUACGAAGCUGCCGGACUUGGUUGCCACCUUCGCUCCUUCAACGUAACCAUCAAGAGCGACCGCCGCGGGACGUGCCGCAACACCCACACCCUCCAGGCCUGCGUCGGCUAUUGCGAGUCCAGUGCCUUCCCUUCCAAGUACUCUGUCCUCUUGGCCAGUGGCUUCCAGCACAACGUCACCUCCGUGUCCCAGUGCUGCACCAUCACCAAAAUGCAAAAGGUCAAGGUGCGGCUGCGUUGCGGGGAGAGCUGGCGCGAGACCGUGGAGAUCUUCACCGCCAAGGCCUGCCAAUGCGACAUGUGCCGCCUCUCCAGAUAUUAGCAGGUUGGCACGACCAGUCCCCGUGCCAAUGCUUGCAAGCUUCGAGUACCAACCUUUGCCACUAUAACUUCGCCAGCCUCUUCUUCCUUUCCCCAAUUCCACCUCCGUUGAGGUUGCAAGCUUGGUUUUGGCUGCUCCGGAUACCAGAGCAAGAAAAGCAACGGAUUCAGAUUAUACACACACGCACAAAAGAUGACAUCUAAACUUUAGGAAGAGCUUCUGGAAUGCAAGAGCUGUUUGGGGCCUCAUUCCCACUACUUUUUAAACUGGAUAAUGAUUUGGUUUGAACGGGUUCAAAUGAUCCUGGUUUCCAUUUGAAUCGAAUUACCAAAGUGGUUUGGCGAGGGGGCCUAUGGCUAGACCUAUUUAACCUGUGUCUUUUUGACACAGGUGUUUUUCCGCAUCUUUUUGGAUAAAUCAAUUCUGUGCAAGUGUGCAAACCAGAUGCGGGGAUCGGAAUCGGUUUAAAUUUGCCCUUCGGCCAGCUGGAGCGGGUCUAUUUUGAACCAAUUUGUUCUUGAAUGGGAAC
This is a messenger RNA of Sceloporus undulatus (fence lizard), 950 nucleotides long. RefSeq names its product glycoprotein hormone subunit alpha 2 (gene GPHA2). Gene Ontology annotation, cellular component: extracellular region. The transcript is spliced from 3 exons. Lineage: Eukaryota; Metazoa; Chordata; Lepidosauria; Squamata; Phrynosomatidae. The record is from RefSeq and is a predicted model, not a curated record. Gene Ontology annotation, molecular function: hormone activity; hormone receptor binding. The coding region runs from base 41 to 421 and encodes 126 amino acids. Gene Ontology annotation, biological process: cell surface receptor signaling pathway.